This is a messenger RNA of Pistacia vera, 2479 nucleotides long. Its product is annotated as long chain acyl-CoA synthetase 7, peroxisomal-like. The transcript is spliced from 23 exons. Gene Ontology annotation, biological process: fatty acid metabolic process. Gene Ontology annotation, molecular function: long-chain fatty acid-CoA ligase activity. Gene Ontology annotation, cellular component: endoplasmic reticulum; membrane. NCBI's taxonomy places the organism in Eukaryota, Viridiplantae, Streptophyta, Magnoliopsida, Sapindales, Anacardiaceae. The record is from RefSeq and is a predicted model, not a curated record. Bases 137 to 2236 code for a protein of 699 amino acids.
CCGAAAGAGCGAUCCUUUUUCACUACCAACCUUCCCUCUCAUAUAAGUCAUAUUCCCGGGAAAAUAAAAAUAAAAAUAGAGAAAGUAUCCAAAACAAAAUAUCUCACCGAACAUUAAUUUUCCCGAGAAAAUCUCCAUGGAAGACUCUCCUGCUCAGCGUAGGCUCGAAGCUAUCCAGUGUCACCUCAUCAACAGCAACGAUACAGACGCUCAGUCUCAGAUUCAGCACAAUCUCACAGCUGGCAACUUCGUUCACAGUCAAAAGUACAGCGUUGUUCUGCCUGAGAAACUUCAAACUGGGAAAUGGAAUGUGUAUAGAUCUGCACGCUCGCCUUUGCAGCUUGUCACUAAGUUUCCUAAUCAUCCUGAAAUCAGGACAUUGCACGAUAACUUCAUACGUACUGUUGAGACUUUCCCAGAUUACAAGUACUUGGGUACACGAAUUAGGGUGGAUGGAACAGUUGGAGAAUACAAAUGGAUGACGUAUGGAGAAGCAAGUACUGCUCGACAAGCAAUAGGCUCUGGCCUUCGGUGUUAUGGAUUAAUGAAAGGAGUUUGCAUCGGUCUUUACUUUAUAAACAGACCAGAAUGGCUGAUUGUGGAUCAUGCUUGCUCAGCAUAUUCUUAUAUUUCGGUUCCUUUGUAUGACACUCUUGGUCCAGAUGCCGUUAAGUAUGUUGUCAAUCAUGCCGAAAUACAGGCAAUUUUUUGCGUCCCACAAACUUUGAACAUGCUAUUGAGCUUCAUUUCUGAGAUUCCAUCUGUAUGUCUCAUAGUGGUGGUGGGAGGGGUGGAUGAACACUUACCCUCACUUCAAUCAACAUCAAGAGUUAAGCUUGUAACAUAUGCAAAACUUCUAAGUCAGGGCCGCAGUAGUCUUCAGCCUUUUUGCCCUCCAAACCCUGAGGAUAUUGCAACCAUAUGCUACACUAGUGGCACCACUGGAACACCAAAGGGAGUUGUCUUGACGCAUAGGAACUUAAUUUCGAGUGUUGCUGGGUUCAGUUAUAUGGUCAAAUUUUAUCCAUCAGACAUUUACAUAUCUUAUCUUCCUUUGGCACACAUCUAUGAGAGAACUAACCAGAUUCUUUCAGUGUACUAUGGCGUUGCUAUUGGUUUCUACCAAGGGGACAAUAUGAAGUUGAUGGAUGAUUUAUCUGCCCUUAAACCAACCUUAUUUUGCAGUGUUCCUCGGUUGUAUAAUCGAAUUUAUGCUGGAAUCACAAAUGCAGUAAAGACUUCUGGGACUCUUAAGGAGAAGUUAUUCACAGCUGCAUUCAACUCCAAGAAGCAAGCCAUAGUGAAUGGCCAAAAUCCAUCAUCAAUGUGGGACAGAUUGGUGUUUAAUAAGAUAAAGGAAAAGCUUGGAGGCCGAGUCCGUUUUAUGGGAUCAGGUGCUUCGCCUUUGUCCCCAGAUGUAAUGGACUUUUUGAAGGUGUGCUUUGGCUGUCAAGUACUUGAAGGAUAUGGUAUGACUGAGACUUCUUGUGUCAUAAGCUGUAUGGAUGAUGGUGACAUCUUAUCCGGUCAUGUUGGGUCUCCUAAUCCCGCAUGUGAAGUGAAACUUGUGGAUGUUCCUGAAAUGAAUUACACUUCUGAAGAUGAGCCCUAUCCUCGUGGCGAAAUCUGUGUCAGAGGUUCCACUGUCUUCCAAGGCUACUACAAAGACGAAGUUCAAACGAGAGAAGUAAUGGACGAAGAUGGUUGGCUGCAUACAGGAGAUAUUGGGCUGUGGCUAAGUGGAGGUCGUCUUAAGAUUAUUGAUAGGAAAAAGAACAUAUUCAAGUUGGCACAAGGAGAGUAUGUUGCCCCAGAGAAGGUCGAGAAUGUGUAUGCAAAGUGCAAGUUUAUUUCACAGUGUUUUAUCUAUGGUGAUAGCUUUAACUCUUGUUUAGUAGCUGUUGUUGCGGUGGAUCCUGAUGUUUUAAAAGCUUGGGCUGCAUCUGAAGGAAUCGAGUUUGAGAAUUUAGAACAGUUGUGCAAUGAUCCAAGAGCGAGAAAAGCCGUUCUUGCUGAUAUGGAUGCUGUUGGAAAGGAAGGCCAGUUGAGGGGUUUUGAAUUCGCAAAAGCUGUAACUUUGGUGCCGGAACCGUUCUCUGAUGAGAAUGGCCUUCUCACUCCAACAUUCAAAAUCAAAAGGCCGCAAGCUAAGGCAUACUAUGCAAAAGCAAUAUCAAACAUGUAUGCUGAGCUUUCAUCUUCAGCUCCUACACCGACAAAAAUGUCGCGCAUAUAGGUUUGAAUUUGCAGUAUGAAGAUAGAAGAAAUAUGCUGUUCAGUUUUCAUCCGUCGAAUGUGGCUGCUAAUAAAAUCUUAUGAUUCCAUUGUUGUAACUCAUACACUCCAGAUUUAAGAGUGGCAAGAGAAAAGUUCUCAUUGCGCUUCUGUUGUAACAGGUAUUGUAGUCACACAGUAUUUGUUUGCUCUUGGCCGUUAAGCUUAAACUAUGAUGUAUAUAAUAUGGGUACGUUUGGUUCAA